AUGCCCAGCGGAAGUCACCGUCGCACUUCGUCGGUGCACACUUCUUCUUCCCAUCGGAGCAUCAUUGAAGCACGUGGCGUGCCAGAGUUUGAUCGUGAGUAUGCGCGUCAAUUGAGCAUAGCCAAGCGCGGCCGCAACGAUAGCGUGAGGAAGUCCCAGCCCUCCGCCCCGGUGCCAGAGUCGCUUCCAGAGAAUCAGCUAUACGACUCGGCAGCCCUGGCGGCCUCUCGCAUUAAAGACUACGUAGUGACGCACGUUACACCGCCUCGCAUUCCGCACUUGAGCAGCAGCAGUCGCACUAGCGAGCACGGAGCCAAAUCAAUCGGCUCAUCCGAGGCGGAGAUGGCGCGCGAGCACACGUCGCCGGUUCUUCCAGCCCCGACCACGGGUGAGGAGGUGGAAGGGUGUUCAGUGUCGUUGCCUUUCACGUCUACGCGUCGCGGCAGCUCCUUCGAUGACACGGAGGCCCCCAUGGCAGCAGCGAUAAACGAAGGCGAGAAUUUAUUGCUUUUCUUAGCCAAACAGACGCUUGUCAUCGGUGCCGUGUUUUUUGCCGUACUCUGCGCUGCUGCCUUUGUCGUGUCGUCAUCAGCCGACUACAACCCAUCAUACUUCACGUUCACCGGGGCCUCAUUGACGCCGCAGCCGCGGAUGCGCGACGCAGCCCUCGCCAGACGGGGGUGGCUCAACCGACUUGUGCCUGAGUUUCCCCGUCAGGCGGCGCUGCAUACACGUCGAGCACUGUGGCACGCGCUCAGCUGCAUUGGUGUUCCAGGCGUAUUCCGCUCCAUUGCCUCGAUGUUAGUAGUCCCUAAGGCGUACAUUUGGGAUCCCGCGCAGGCGAUGCUGCCGCGCAUGGAUCAGCGGGUACAUCCAGCGCUUCGGUACAUCUUCUCGAAUGUGAAAGAGAGCGGCGAGGAGUGGGGCCUCGCCACCGUUACCACUCUCGCUGCGUCGGUGGCGCGUUCCCUGGUGCAGCUCGUCGUCGAGCCUCUGGUCAUUGUCAGCCGAACCAUGCAGGCUCUGUAUAGGUGGGUUGGUGGACCUACAGCCUUCUCUGCCAUACUGAAGCCACUGCAUGUGACCUCUGGCAACACGUCGUCUGCUGUGGCUGCGGCGAAGGCGAACUGCAUCCCCAUCCCCACGCGCGCCGCAUCGACGGCGUUGCUCUCGUUGUGGAGACCGCUGCACUCGCUCUGGGGAGUGUUCAUGUCUGCUGCCUCCUCUCUCACUGACACAUCGGCGCCGCGCAACGAACCCACCUUGACAGCGAGAAUAACGAACGCGCCGACACCUCUUGAUAGAUCCACACCCUCUCCCAUGAUCGAGAAGACACUGCCGAGCACGUUGGUAGACGUGACCCCACCUGUCGUUGCUGUUCAUGUGGAAGUGCAAACAGCGCACACACACCGCUUAGAAGGCGCGCUUUGGCCGUCAUUUCUGGAUACGCACCGUCACGAGAUGGAGAGCUUGGCAAGGGAUGAUGUGUGGGAGCUGCUACGAGGUGACGGCGACGCAACGCGGGAAGUCGAGGUGGCGCUGCGCGCUGGCAGCCUCGUGAUGGACAUAGCCAUAGUGUCACAAACGACUGUGUGGAACUCUCUGCAGGCGGCAGGCGGCGACAUAGAGAAAGCGACGGGGGAUCCGGAGACAAGGCGUCGUGCUCGGAGGGCUGCCAUAGAUGCUCAGCUGCAGCAGUGGCAUUUUCCUCGCCUGCGGGCCUUUUACAACCGCACCGAGUCAAGCGCUGAGGCCCAGAGGGCGUGUUCAGCAAGCGCUACCACCGCCGCUGCCGCGUGCGAGGGCCGUCUGACGGAGUGCCAGCAACAGAGCGUGUCGAUCCGGCGUGAGGUGGAGCGCGAGCUUCACAGUUGCAUGAGCAACGCGAGAAAGUUGAAGCAGUCGUGCGCGGCUUCGAGUGAGGAAGUGGCUAAGGAGAUGAGCGCGCAGCUUCGCAAGCGCAGUGAUGAGCUCACUAAUUGUCUUGCGAGUCUGUCACAGUCCACGGCUGAUCUCGCCGAGCAGGAGAGGCGUGCGGGGCUGCUCGAGCAAGAGAGUCAUAAGUCCCAGGUGGCGCUCGCAGCUGCUCGACAGGCGGUCGCCGGUGCUGCCAUUGUUUCUGCUGGGAGUCUCAGUAACCCUGAGGCGGUGCAGCAGCAGUGCACCGCGAGCUUGGCGACUGCCGUGAAAGAGUGCGAGCAACGUGUGCAUGACACCCGCUGCUCAUCAGACGCCGAGCAUGCAAGGCAGUUGGCCUUUCUCAAGGAGGAAUGCGCCAAUCAACGCAGCGCGAUGGAGAAGGCGCUGAUGGAGAAGGCCAAGUUAGCGGUGCUUCAGGCAGAGGCGGAGUGCAGCGAGCAGCUGAACAAGAAGGUGGCUGCAUUCAACAAAAGUGCUGCUAGUGCUCUUGUGCAUCACCAAGAGGCACUUGCAGCCGCCAAGGCAGAAGCUGAGAAGCGCGUGGCUGCCUGUGCAGAUGCUGCCGAGCAGGCCCGAGUCUCCUUCAGUGCCGAACAAGCGCAGUUGAAUGCCUCCUGCGCGGCACAGCUGCUGAGCAUUCGGCUGCAGUGUGAAACAGCGGAGCGCUGCGCCGCAAAACUCGCAACGCUAGGCGAGGAUGCGCGCCGCGCAAGCAUUGCUGCGGUGCAGAAGGCCGAGGCGGCAUGCAUGGUGCGCCUUUCCAGGGAUUUAUCCACGCUCAACAGCAGCGCGACGACGGCAAAGUGGCAACUGCAGCAGGAGCUGAAGGCAGCCAGGGGAGAGGCCCUGCGAGGCGCUACCGAGUGCGAGAAGUCAAAGCGGCAAACUGAGGCGGAGUGCGGCAUGGCGCAAAAGCGCUUGCGCGAGGAGUGCGAUGCGCAACUUCGCAAGGCGCGCAAGAGCAGCACCGCGGUGGCCCAACAGGCACGGGCCGAAGAACGUGAAGCACAGCAGCAUAUUUUAGCGAACCGCUGGAGGCUUGAGGUGGAGCGAAUAACAGCGCAGUGUGCGACUACCACUCAAGCAGCUGUCAAUGAGGCUUCCCAGCUGCUGACGGAGAAGCAUGCAAAGGCGCAGGAGGAGGCCGUGAUUGAGGAGCGGCGACGCAUAGCGACGCGGCUCCUUGAAAAUGAAAAGGUGUGCCGAAUACAAAGUGAGGCGGUGUUGAAGCUCCACCAGGGGCAACUACGUGAUCUUGACGGUCGACUGGCCAUCUGCACGGCGCAAUUCCAAGCAGCCGAGGAGGCCCACCAACAAGCGGUGCAGAGGGAGCGGCAGACAUUUCACACCGCGGUGGCUGACAGUGCAAAAGAAGCGUGUUUGGUGGUGACGCAGCGCGAUGUGAAUGCCUGUGCCGACGUGCGUAUGGCUGUCGAGGAGGAGCUGCACAGGUUGCCGGUCAAUGCGAGCAUCACUGACGCCUUCACACGGAUGCUCAAGAGCACCGUUGAGCCAGGGGGACUCACGUGGAAGUUCAGCGGGGCAUCCGUGCAUGCACUAAAGGGCGGCAAGAUUGCAGCCGCUAGUGGGCGUCAGGCGCGCUUCCUCCCGUCUCUCCGCGUGUUAGGCAUGCUUUUCGGAGCGGUAGCCUUUGCCUACGUUCUGGCGAAGUGCCCUCUGGGCUGCAGCUUGUCCGAUGUCAUCAUUGCUUGCCUGGCCGCGCUCCGAGCAGCAAACGAGGCUACGAUGCCGCUACGCCUACCAACGCUGAGGUCGCGGUUGAGGAGGUGUCGUUCUAGGCACUGCGGGGGUUUGCGCGCAGAUGGCGAGGCACCUCUGACGUGGGAUGUAGUGGGGGCUUGCAUGGCGAACAGCUCGGAGGCCCUUCUUGCUUGGCACUCUGCUUGCUGCACCAUUCUAUUAAAGCAGGAGACGCACGAUCUAAGAGGGAGACAGCACCAAGCGAACGGGUGCCAGACCACGCCGGCGACGGAUGCGCUCACCCCACUCUCCGAGAGGGAGCUGGACGGCGCGCAGGCCCUAUCCGCCUCCCACAGCGCUCCUGGCGUGAGUCUCGUCUCGGCCCCCACCUUCCCCAUCACGCACGAGGACGCCGGGUGGUUGUCGCAGCUGCAUGUCACUUUUGUCAAUGGUUACUACCACAUGUUGGAGAUGUACUACGUGGAUUUACUCAGCUCUGUGGCGAACCGUGAAUUGGCGGAGAGUCAACUGCAGGAGGUGGAGUCUGUGGCGACUCGACAGGCUAUAGAGCUGCAGAAGCAGUCAGCGGUAGUGGAGCAGCUCAAGGAGUCUCUCGCGGAUAAGGAAAGGCUCCCGAACACCUCAGUCAUCGAGGACAGCCUAGUCAAGGCUGAACGACGCGCUGCAGCGCAGGAAGAAACGAUCGCCCUCCUCGAGAAGCAGCUGAAAGCUUGCAGAGACGAGCUCGACAGGGCCCGUGGUGUGGUACACACGCCAGUGCCGUCUCUGUGCAUCACGGUUGAAGAUGCAGUGGUGACCGGACCGGAGAGCUCGGCGUCGCAACAGGUGCAUUCCCUGCAGGAGUUAGCUGACGGUAGCGCGGACGGCGACUCCAUCAACGCCUCCAACUUCUCUAACCUGGAGAGCGGACUGGUCCCACACCGUGAUGCUACGCCGCCGCUUCCGGUGAGUUCGCUGGGAAACCCAGUCUUUCCGUCUGCCACUAAGAAAUCAACGAUGGUGCGCAAUCCCGACUCCACGCGGCGCUACCACAGGUUGAGGUGGGACGAUGAUGUGGACCUGAUGUGA
This is a messenger RNA of Leishmania braziliensis MHOM/BR/75/M2904, 4710 nucleotides long. RefSeq lists its product as hypothetical. The transcript has a single exon. NCBI's taxonomy places the organism in Eukaryota, Euglenozoa, Kinetoplastea, Trypanosomatida, Trypanosomatidae. The coding region runs from base 1 to 4710 and encodes 1569 amino acids. The record is from RefSeq and is a predicted model, not a curated record.